This is a messenger RNA of Daphnia carinata, 1280 nucleotides long. RefSeq names its product acetylgalactosaminyl-O-glycosyl-glycoprotein beta-1,3-N-acetylglucosaminyltransferase-like. NCBI's taxonomy places the organism in Eukaryota, Metazoa, Arthropoda, Branchiopoda, Diplostraca, Daphniidae. Gene Ontology annotation, molecular function: hexosyltransferase activity. The transcript is spliced from 5 exons. Bases 34 to 1263 code for a protein of 409 amino acids. Gene Ontology annotation, cellular component: membrane. The record is from RefSeq and is a predicted model, not a curated record.
UGCCUGCUUGAAUUUGAUUUGGACAAUAAAGCUAUGAAGUAUCCGUUCACUCAUUCGGAAUUUUUGCGAAGGUUCAACAAGAAAAGUGUCUUUGUUAAAUUGUUUGUUCUGACCGUGAUUGCGGUAUGUAUAUUCAUUAUUCGCUUUAACCCCUCUCGAUUCCCUAUUAAUGUUCCAGUACGUCAACUGACGAAUAAGCCAAAGGUAGCCAUUGUCAACAACAGUGCAGUGGUUGGGCACGUUCAUAACACACGUCGACGUGUGUUAGGUUAUACUGGUUACACGAUUCAGCGACUUGGCCUCAAACCAAUACCACUCACGUCUUCACUUCAAUCCAAUAACGUAGAGCCCGUUGUCAAUGAUGUACUGUCCUUUAUUUAUCCUAUCGACAUUAGUGCCCAGCAAAAGUUUAAGUGUCGGGAAUGGGCAAAUCGAUCGAUUGAACUUGUUCCAAACGUUAAAAGAACUCUGCUGAUUAUAGUGGUCUCUGCUGCCGAACAUUCUGCUAAAAGAGAUUUGAUCCGCAAAACAUGGGCAGGUCCAAGUCUGCGCAAAGAAGAGGAGAUCCAGUUGAUUUUUCUGGUUGGAUCAACUCUUAAUGAAGAUAAAGUGAUUAAGAAUCGGCUCGAGAAUGAAAAUGAAAAAUACGAAGACGUGGUGCAGGUGAAUGUUAUCGACACGUAUGCAAAUUUAACGUUAAAGAGUGUCGCGUUGCUCCAUUGGGCUUACAGCCAUUGUCCAGCUGCUCAAUUGGUUCUGAAGUGUGAUGACGACACUUACCUAAAUUUUCACGUAUUGAGUAAAUUGAUUAACAAGCAACAACUUAAGCCCAUGAAUCGCCUCUACGGAUUAGGAAUUAUGGAAGACAGUCCUCAAAGAGAUCCAAACAACAAGUACUACAUCAGUAGACAUGUUUGGCCAUGGUCCAAGUAUCCAGCCUUUCUUUCCGGCGGUGGCUAUCUUUUAGGUCGGGACACUAUUCAACCUUUAUUAGCUGCCGUACAGACUACACCGCUUUUUCCUUUGGAAGAUGUAUAUCUUACAGGAAUUUGCGCCCGAAAAGCCCGCAUCAAAUCUCUUUCAUCUCGAAGAAUUUACGAGCGCUUUAUUCCCAAAAAAUUGGAUGCCUGUUUCGUCCGUUCCACUGCCAUGUGGCAGACACAAUCCAAAGUUCAGUUUCUUCAAUCGCACGAUAUUGUUUCACUCGUCUAUCGACGUAAUUUAACUUGUCGCAUUGCCUGUAAAUACUUAGGAAUUUGCUGAAUAAACGACGUUUAUUA